CCUAAGUUUAAGAGGGCCAGAGACCUUCAAGGUAGUUGUACCUUGUUCUUAAACGUUGUACCUUUGCUUUUCGUUCUGGUUUUCCUGAAAGUAAUAGCAACACUAUUCAUUGCCUUUGCUUCUGAUACAAACACUCAAUCUCCGAAGAAAUUUGCGCCGAGAGAUGGAAGAAGAAAUGGAGAUGGAGUUACCUGUGUUUGAGGCGCGUGAGAUUGACCUCGACUACGAGUUCGAUGCGGCUCGGUUCUUCGACUUCACUCGCGAAGAGUCUUUCCCUGAGGCGCGUGAGGCUGAGCUCUGGUUCGAGUCGGCGCCGAGUUAUCCACCUUCUCCCUUUGUGGCAAAAUUAGUGUUAAGAGAGGACAUUCUCCUUAAAAAUGUGAAUACAUCUCCAAAAUCUAUAGUUAACACAUCGCUGGAUAAUGACUCUAAUAGUUACGUGGACCCCGAAUUCUCCCAAAUAGAGAUGAGUGAGGGUAUCUUCACCAACAUACAUGGUGGUGAUCUACAAAAGGUCUGGUAUAAACCAUUAGACUUAGCUAAAGGAUUGAAAUUUUACGAUCACAUGUCUAGUGAUAAAGCAAAAGCAAAAGCUAAACCUGUAAAGACACAUACCUGUAGGAUCUCAACUUUGAUGAAACCAACAACAAGUCAGUUGGCCAAGCAAAAUCGGCCUGCUCAAGUUGCUAAUUCUAGAUUUCAGAUGCUACCAAUUCAAAAAGGUGAAAAGAGCCUGUGCAAUUCUUUUCUGGUUGAAAGUCAAGCUCCUAAGAGGCAGAAACUAGAGGGAGGUCACUUGCGUAAGGCUGCUGAUGACAAGCUGCAAACUAACUUUGUUCACAAGGCACCUAAAAAGGAUGGAACUUUUGAUAAAAACUCUGUGCAGGUGAAGCUGAAACUCACUGUUCCUAGAGAGCCUGACCUUGAAACAGCACAUAGGGCCCAAAGGACAAGGCCAAAGAAUAUUGCAGAACGAGAAAAUGAUACAGCAGCAGCACAUAGAUUUAAAGCAAGGCCAUUGAACAGAAAAAUUCUCAAGGCUCCGACCUUGCCGAUUCCGAAGAAGAGUGCUCCAAAGUUGCCAGAAUUUCAAGAAUUUCACUUGAAGACAUUGGACAGGGCCAUGCUGCACACAUCAUCUGUUCCAUCUUCUGUACACUACAACAGUGUUUCUGACAAGUCUUUGCAGGAAUCCAAUAAACCUAGUACUGUUUCUGUGGCGGGACAUGGAAAUACAGAUUUUGGGGGAACUGCUCAUACUUUGACUGGAGUAAUUAGCUUAAAUGCUCCAAAGAAGGAUGUGAUAAUGCACAGUUUUAAAGCUCGUCCUCUCAAUAGGAAGAUAUUUUCAAGUAAAGGAGAUAUUGGCAUUUUCCGGAAUAGUAAACGGGAAACCACAGUACCAAUGGAAUUUAGUUUCCAAAGUGGGAAGAGGAUUCAGCCUAAUUUACCAAUUGAUCUUUUCAGCAAGCUCUCCCUGACAUCAGAACUACAGCCAAGAAAUGGAUCUCAAUUGAAAUUGCCCCAAUCUACCUUCAUGGCUACGAAGAGCUCAAAAGAAAAUAGAUUGAAUUCAUUCCAGCCAGAAUGUGAGUCAGGACAUCUGGUGAAAGAAAAAUCAUCUGUUUUUGGUGGGAAGCAGAAUCAAUGGUGCAAUGAUGAAGUUGGUACCUGCUUGAAUGCAAGGAGGAGUUUGGGCAUCCGCUGAGAGUAGUUACUUUAUAAUUGCAAAACUUUCUACAGCUUGUUUGUUGCUGUAUGAAAUCCAUGGAAGGCACAGUUCAACAUUUUACCUCUCAAGUCACUGAUCUAACAAAUUUACGUUAAGCGAACCUCUUUGUCCAUACAAUCCGUAGCUGGCUGUGCAUACUCAAUAAUUUGAAGGCAAAUGUUGUACAGCUGUCAAGGCCGCCUCACUCAUACCAUCUUUUUUUGAAGCUUUAACUUUGUAACAGAAAUUAAUUGAGAAAUAUAUCCUACCCUUUUCUGCAA
Molecule: messenger RNA, 1992 nt
Organism: Mangifera indica (mango)
Lineage: Eukaryota; Viridiplantae; Streptophyta; Magnoliopsida; Sapindales; Anacardiaceae
Product: protein TPX2
Exons: 19
Coding region: 164-1708 (514 amino acids)
Biological process (GO): activation of protein kinase activity; mitotic spindle assembly; regulation of mitotic spindle organization
Cellular component (GO): mitotic spindle; nuclear microtubule
Molecular function (GO): protein kinase activator activity; microtubule binding
Source: RefSeq, a predicted model, not a curated record